Messenger RNA from Melitaea cinxia (Glanville fritillary), 1672 nucleotides. RefSeq names its product apyrase-like. The transcript has 11 exons. The coding region runs from base 1 to 1629 and encodes 542 amino acids. Gene Ontology annotation, molecular function: 5'-nucleotidase activity; nucleotide binding; metal ion binding. Lineage: Eukaryota; Metazoa; Arthropoda; Insecta; Lepidoptera; Nymphalidae. Gene Ontology annotation, biological process: AMP catabolic process. Gene Ontology annotation, cellular component: plasma membrane. The record is from RefSeq and is a predicted model, not a curated record.
AUGUCUAUAACGUGUGUGUCUUUUGUAUAUUUGACAGUAGUGUCAUUAGUUGGAGCCCAGCUUUAUGAUUUAAAUAUUGUGCAUUAUAAUGACUUCCAUGCAAGAUUCGUUGAAACUAGUCUUGGCGGUUCAGUCUGUAGUCCUCCUGAACCAUGUAUCGGUGGGUUUGCACGAUUAACGACCCUCAUUAGGCAGGCUCUAGAUAGGGAACCUGACUCGAUACUGUUGAAUGGCGGUGACAGCUUCCAGGGUACAAUAUGGUACAAUCUGCUGAGGUGGAACGUUACCCAAGACUUCAUGAACAUGCUGCCCCAUGAUGCUCAUGCACUGGGAAACCAUGAGUUUGAUAACGGAAUCGAAGGCGUUGUACCAUAUUUACAACAUUUGAACUCCUCAGUAGUCGCCGCCAAUAUCAUUGCGGAUGAGGAACCAACUAUUCAAGGAUUGUUCGAACCGAGUGUUAUAGUGGAGAGAAAAGGACGUAGGAUUGGCAUUAUAGGUGUCAUUAUAGCGACAACCAAUGAACUAGCAUCUACUGGUAAACUAAGAUUCACAAAUGAAAUAGAAGCAGUCAGGAGAGAAGCUGAAAAGUUGAACAGCGAGGGUGUUGACAUUAUUGUAGUUUUAUCACAUUGUGGACUCGAUAUUGACAGAGAAAUAGCUUUGAAUGGAGGUCCACAUAUAGAUAUAAUUGUCGGAGCUCAUAGCCACUCUCUUCUCAUCAAUUCUGAUCCUCCAGAGGGAAUACCUUUCAGUCCAUUAGGGCCUUAUCCCGUGGAAGUACAACAGCAAAACAAAACUGUGUUAAUUGUUCAAGCUGCUGCUCAUACGGCUUUCUUGGGGGAGAUUAAACUUUAUUUUAAUGAUGAAGGAGAUCUGGUAAGAUGGGAAGGCAACCCCCACUUCGUUGGUAGUGGCGUUGAACAAGCAAGUGAUGUUGUCGAAAAGUUACAUCAAUACUUACCACUUGUGUCAGAAAGAGCUAACGAGCAAGUUGGAUUUUCAAAAGUACACCUUUUAUCCAGUUGCGCCUGCGAUGAAUGUAAUUUAGGCAGUCUCAUUUGUGAUGCUUUUCUUGAUGCUGUCAUCGAUAGAGCGGAAGGUAACAAUUGGAACUACGCUCAUUUUUGCGUCAUAAAUCAAGGUGGCGUUAGAUCGGACAUUGCACCCGGAAACGUAACGUUGGAACACGUCCUACUAUCGACGCCAUUUGAGAACAGAGUGGAAGUUUUCGACUUAAGUGGGCAACAUAUCUUAGAGAUGCUCGAAUACGCUGUGAUGAAUGAACCAUAUGCUGGUGCUAGAAUGAUCCAAGUUUCAGGUUUACGAGCAAUUUUCGAUGGUGCCCGUCCAAAAAACAGUCGAGUGGUAAAUGCGACCAUACGCUGUAUCGAGUGUAACGUACCACGCUACGAGCCACUAGACGUCAACAAAAUAUACAAAGUUGUAUCCCAGCACUUCAUGGGAACCGGUGGUGAUGGAUUUUCUAUGAUUUCAAAUAAUCGACAAAACGUUGAAGUUAUUGGUGUUGAUUACGACGUGGUAAUGAAUUACAUGAGGCGUCAAGCUAUUAUUGUAAAAGAUGUGGACGGCCGUUUACAAAUAACAGAUCCUUGCAUAGUCGAUUGAGUAAUACACAAGAUUAUAAAUUAAAAUAUUGAUGAAGUUCAAA